AUGAAGUACAACGCCACCCUCCUAGCCCUGGCCGUCGCCACCGUCACCUCCGCCCGCGAGCUCCCCUACCAGUCAAGCUUCUACAAACGCGAAGUACCCCAAGAGCACUCGCACGAGGCCAUCCUGCGCGCUACCAACACCGCUCUCAAGCUUAACAACCCUCUCAACAUCCAGGACGCCGUCUUCGCCCUUCUCGGCAACGCCGCCGCCUCCGCGGGUGCGGGCCAGGUCACCAACCUGGACUGUCUGCAGCAGAUUGUUGCCGACCAGGCUUUUACUAACGCCAAGGCCGCCGGUGACCUCGACGGCCAGGUCAACGCUGUUCUGUUCCGUGCCAUUGAGCGUAACACUGGCAAGAUCGGCUUGGCUAGCGUUAUCUGCAACGAGACGGCGACGAAUCCGGAGAUCGCGGCUGUUACCCAACAUCAGGAUCCUGCCAGUGAGGAGGGCAAGGCCGGGAACAAGGACAUUGAGCUGGCGGUUGCGAAGGUGUUGAAGGGAUUGGGUGCUGAUCCGUUGUUGGCGCUUGAGAGUGCUACUUUCCCUCCUGGUGAUCUCAAUGAUGCCACUGCCAAGGGCAACACCUGCGAUGAUGAGAACGAUGCUAAGGGCUGCAUCUUUACGUUGAACCUUCUUACUCCUGCUGCCACUGAGGAGGAGAUCCUGGCUGCUGUUGGUGGUGAUGAUGGUACUACUGAAGAUGACACUUGCGAGGAUGACGGUACUACCGAUGAUACUGGCAACGAUGAUAUCGUUGACGAUGGUAAUGGUGAUGAUACCAGUGAGGACGACACCUGCGAGGAUGACGGUACCGGUGAGGACGAUGGUACUGGCGAUGACAACACUGGUGGUGAUAACAACACUGGCGGUGACAACAACACUGGUGGUGACAACAACACUGGUGGUGACAACAACACCGGCGGUACCGUCAACGUCCAAUCCUUCACCGGCUCCCUCGGCGGCGCCGCACCCGCCCGUGCUCUUCACCGCCGGCGCCGACCGUCCCUUCUCCGUCAACGGCAACACCUUCCUGCAAUCCUCCGCCGCGCUCUCCCGCUCAUCACCGGCGGCACCGCCCAGUGUGCGCAGCAGACCAACGAGUGCAAGAGCGCCGCCGCCACGACCAUUAUCAACAAGUUCCGCCGCGAGGCCAGAAAGCUCGGCCGCAGACACGGUACGCCCGGGCUGGACUUUGGCAGCUGCGGCACCCCCCAGAUCCAGUUCACUGCGGGUCUGGACGGUCGCAAGGAGGAGAGCUUCCAGGCUGUUAACAGGCAGGAUUUCAACCAUGGCAGUGCCCUGAACAUCAAGGUCGUAAGCGACUUUGUCUGCCAGAGACUCCAGGAUGCCUGCAAGGCGAGCGCGGACACGGUGGCUACUUGCAAGCAGGCGAGCGCCGCUGCGGGCGCUGCGAAGGGACAGCAGGCUGCGUUUUUGUUCAAUGCUGCUCUUGGUGUCUAA
Sordaria macrospora k-hell is the source of this 1461-nucleotide messenger RNA. RefSeq lists its product as uncharacterized. The record is from RefSeq and is a predicted model, not a curated record. NCBI's taxonomy places the organism in Eukaryota, Fungi, Ascomycota, Sordariomycetes, Sordariales, Sordariaceae.